Molecule: messenger RNA, 855 nt
Organism: Drosophila busckii
Lineage: Eukaryota; Metazoa; Arthropoda; Insecta; Diptera; Drosophilidae
Gene: Cpr47Eb
Product: larval cuticle protein LCP-17
Exons: 1
Coding region: 172-855 (227 amino acids)
Cellular component (GO): chitin-based extracellular matrix
Molecular function (GO): structural constituent of chitin-based larval cuticle
Source: RefSeq, a predicted model, not a curated record
UCUUCUACGCCGUUUGGAUUUUUGGCUUUUUGCUAUUUCUAAAAUAACGCAAUAAAUGCUAAUUUCGUUCAAUGGCUGCGUAAGAAAUUCGUCGUUAUAAAGGCACAGCAUUGGCUGCUUCUAGCCAAGUUAAGUUCACAGCUUUGCCAGGAACACACAACGCGCGUCGUCAUGUUCAAGUUUGUCGUUUGCCUCAUUGCUCUGGUCGGUGCUGCUAGUGCCGCCAGCAUUAGUCCUCGUGACAUUAGUGUAACUACGGAGAAGCACGAAAUUGUGCCGCUGUUGUCAUUUUUAACUGACAAGGAACCCAAUGGUAACUUCAGAUUUAUGUUCGAGGGCGGCGACAAGAGUUUCCGCGAGGAAACGGGCACGAUUGAGAAUCAGGGCACAGAGGAUGAGACCCUAGAGGUAUCCGGCUCUUACAGAUACAUUGAUGCCGAUGGCCAGUUGGUGGAGGUGCACUACACUGCUGGCAAAAAUGGUUUCGUGCCCACAGGCACACACAUUCUUCCCGAGAUUACCGCGCUGGCCAAGGCCGCUGCUGAUCUGCCCAACAAUACCGAAGAGCUGGAGCAACAGAACCGUCGUCAUGCGCGCUCCAAGGGUGAGGAGAAGCCACAGGACGUGGAAAUUCCAAUUGUGGAGAAGCAGACUAUGCCACAACAGGCUGUGGAGGAGCCCAAGCAAAAGCAAACUGUGGCCAAGCCAGCUGUGGAGGAAGCCAAGCCAAAGCAGACUGUCGCUAAGCCAGCUGUGGAAGAGCCCAAGCCAGCAGCAUCCGAGAUUGUGCCUGUGAAAGUGUUGCCAGUGGAAAAGAUGGAGAAAACCGAGAAGGUUGCCACAAAGAGCGCUUAG